GGCGCCCGCUUCAAUCGCGGCUUGACGACGCUUCGAGCGAUUUGGAUGCGUAAUCGGCAUUGUUCUCAAGAGCGUAACGUCAACUCCGGACCCUUAACGUGAUGCGAGCCACGUCGAAUGGAUCGAAGCGCUACGUGCUGGUGCGUGUGGUGCCGGAGCGAUAGAAUCGAAAUUAUUUGGACCAAUACGGAAGUUAUCUGACCGAGAAUACCUGAGUGAAUUUCAUUAUGCACUAUGUGAUACGAGGAGACGACACUAGAUAAGGAGUUGGAUGUUUUUCGCGUGUUGAGGACGCGAGAUGAAAGCAGGUGGUUUCCGGCGAGACCAACAAACAGAAACUCGAGGAUCGAAGAAUCGUCGUCGAAUGAUUCUCCUUUCCCGAAAGGAUUCGUAGUACAUGCGACGAGAACGUUGAGGAUUCCGCGCGAGUCGGCGAGGGCGGUGCAUCGAACCAUCGUACUCUGGGCGCCGAUGAUUCCAUCAGGAUCAUUCACUGCCGACGAUUCGAGCUCGUCGAUCGUCACCGAAGCGUCGACGAUCAGUCGCCAGAUUGGCAGCUCAGCGUCAACGCGGGCAACGUAUGCACUUGAGAAUGGAAGUGAGAGUUUGCUCGGAGCCAAUCAGCAGCAGAAGCAGCAGCAGCAGCAGCAGCAGCGCGAUAGUAGUACCGAGUCGCUAUUCUGAAUUCGAAACGGCGGACGAGGAGCGUAAACCGCUUGGAGGGUGCGGGAUUGGAGGGGGCGGCAAGCCGUACCGGAAGCUGUGGGAGUGGGUGGACGGUAGCGACGGGAUAAGGGUGGUGGUGGCGGCGGCGGCGGCAGUGCGGAAAGGGGUACAGGAGGGUAAGCGCAAAAAAUUGCCAGCGGCAGCGGCGGCGAGGACGGAGGGCCGAAGGACAGGCAAGAAGGCGGCGACGGCGGUGAACGGGAAAGGAAAGCGGAAAUCGGAAGCGGAAGAAGAAAGGGGUCGUCCAUCGGCAGGAGGGCCCCACAGAUGCGGGGCCCGCAGGGGCCAGUCCGCGGCGGCGUGACGCGAUGCGGACGUCCUCCUCCUCUUUGCCGAGGAAGAGGAAGAGGAAAGACCUCUCGCCUCCCGACACCGUCCUUCUCACCGGCGACUGGCGACCGUCAGUUAAACAUGUCUUUCGACAGCACUGUCUUCCGCAGCUCGAUAUUAUCGUAUCGUAUCGAACGCGGCAUGAUAUUCUUCACCGGGGACAGGAUGUUUGCUCGACGUGUCAUGAGGUUCCUGGGAAGCUGUGGAAUCGCCAAACAAACGGGAUUUCCGGUGAACGAUGCUGUGAACGAAGUAAGCGGAAAGGAGGCAAAUGCGACAAGGGUAGUGACGACGAAGAAAAUAAACAAGAAAGACGACGACGAAGUGCGAAGGAUAUCGCGAGUAAGGGGACUCUUCGAAGAGUCCCAUCCGAUGGCGGUAUCGCGAAAAGCGUCUUCCUGCUGGCGCUUCUCUGCGCCCAGUGCUGCCUGGCAGGUACCGAAGCUCUGGCCGGCACUCAAAAGUAUUGUACCAGAACAAUUAAGACGCGAUACGGUACUUUGCGCGGCAUUGAAGCUAGAUCGUCGACGGCCGUCGAAACUUAUUACGGCGUGCCGUACGCGACGCCGCCGCUCGGCGCGUUGCGUUACAUGCCACCGGUUACCCCGACACCCUGGCGCGGUAUCAAGUUCGCCGAUACCAUGCCGCCGGCCUGCCCCCAGCGGCCACCGGUACUGGACGAGAGCUUGCCGCGACAGAGACAGGCCUACCUCAAGAGGCUGGUGCCAGUACUGGCCAACCAGAGCGAAGACUGCUUGUAUUUGAACCUCUAUGUGCCCAAAGCUCCUCACGGUAGUAUCGCGGACUCGCUACCGGCUCUCCUCCUUAUUCAUGGCGAUUCAUAUUCGUGGGGCACCGGAAAUUCAUUUGACGGAACUGCCCUGGCUGCUCACGGACGCCUUAUUGUCGUCUCUAUCAAUUUUCGUCUUGGUGUGCUUGGCUUCCUGAAAACCGGUUCGAAAGGGAGCGCGCAGGGCAAUUAUGGAUUGAUGGAUCUGGUGGCGGGGCUUCAUUGGCUGCGCGAGAACCUCGGGGCUUUCGGUGGCGAUCCUGAGCGACUGGCGUUGCUGGGCCACGGCACCGGGGCGGCUCUCGCCAAUUUUUUAGCCGUCUCUCCUAUGGCGAAAGGUAAGGAGUUUAAUUCUGAAGCGGUACAGCGAGAUCCGCUGGCGGUGAAGCGUCGCGUCGCCGAGAAGAUCAAAUGUCCCGGUGACGUCGAGGUUGACGAUAUCGCACCGUGCCUUCGUUUAAAGAGCGUGGAGGAGCUACUGACGGUGCAGCUGGAUCCGCCAAGAUUUACUUCCGGAUUUGCACCCUUCGUCGAUGGGACUGUUCUGCCACCGACAGUCAAUCAGAAUUUCCAGCCUACUGCCUCUUCUUCGGGACUAAUGCCGAUCAUGCCCGGGCCCGGUGCUGAAUUUGCGGACUUCGGCAACCGUGAUUUACUUUUUGGUUUGACAUCCGAUGAAGCUUGGGUGAAUCUCACCGAGGAAGAUUUACAGAACGGCUUGAACGAGACGAGGAGGGAUCGUAUAUUGCGCACUUACGUCCGGAACACCUACCGGUACCAUUUGCAUGAAAUCUAUUCGACUCUUCGGAACGAGUAUACCGAUUGGGAGCGUGGCGAGCAGAGUCCCGUGGCGAUCUGCGAGGGUCUCUUAUCUCUCCUCGGAGACGGCCAAGUCGCCGCGCCGCUCCUCAGACUGGCCUUACUGCAUUCGGCUUCGGAGGGACGUGGCUACUUCCUGCACUUCCAGCCGGGUGAACUGCCGAGCCAGAGAGGCGACGAGAUACCAUAUCUCCUGGGUAUACCUCUUCUUCGCGGCGAAGUCACGUCCGCGGUGCCCACCUUUGGCAACUACACCCCAGCCGACGAGAAUCUGUCGAAACUACUUGUACACUACCUGGCUAACUUUGUGAGGCGUGGGGAUCCAAAUGGCGCGAGUCCUUUGUCCUCGGGAUUGGAAAACGGCCUGGCGACGAGUCCGCCGUUCUGGGACUCGUACGAUUCCAUAAAUCAGCUGUACUUGGAGGCCGCUCAUAGCCCGGAGAUGCGUUCGCACUACAGAGGCCACAAGAUGUCCCUCUGGCUGAAUCUGCUGCCGCAGCUGCAUCGGCCGGGCUACGAGCUCAAUAUGCGGCACCAUCAUCUCGCGGAGAACCCCGGCCUCUACGAGGGCCCGGUGCGUCCUCAAAGCACGGCCGUGCCUCUACCAGCACCUCCGUUACCAAUGCCAUCGCCCACGGAACCCUCCUCGAUACUGACUGUGCUAUCGACUACGGAAUGCACUCCGAAUGCGACUGUCGCGACGACCAUCACGCCUACCACUUCGCGAACAUUGCAGAUCUCGAAUCUAGGUCCGGGCCCUAACAACCUUCUGCGCAAACUUGCGUCUAGUCAUUAUCAGAGCUAUACCACGGCUCUUACAGUCACCAUCGCAGUGGGUGUAUUCUUGCUGCUUCUCAACAUCCUAAUCUUCGCGGGGAUAUACCAUCAGCGCGACCGGAACACAACCAGUGGCAGUCUGUCGGGCACUUUUAGCAAUAAGAAGAAGGAGGAGUUCCUAGAGGCUGGUUGCUCCGGCAUGGAUACUUCGGGUAAACAGCGACUACCGUCUUCCAUGAGCAUGAUAGACUCGCCAUCGUCGAUACUGCCACCGCACAAGGCGAAGCUCGUGCAGGAGCUCGAGUUGCAGUUGCAGGAGUUUCAGUGCUCACCGCCGCCUGGCGGUGGUAAACGGAUCCUGGAACCGCCAUCCUACAGUAAGAGUCCGUGCAUUCAGCGGACCCGCACGCCGUCGCCUUGUGUAGACGCCACCAUCGCCCAGAUGGAUGAUGUCAACAACAUCAGCGGCCUUCACCACGACAGCGAGGACGAUAACGAGGAGCUGCCGGAACCACCGCCCCCGCCCAAGGCCCCGGCACCAAACGUCGGUCUCACAUGCCCUGGGAUUCUGCGGCAACCCGGGACACCUGGUAGCGCGAAGAAGCGCGUGCAAAUUCAAGAGAUCUCCGUGUGAUAGAGUGCGGGAUCUCGGUCUCUCGAGAUCUUUGAUGUUGGAGGGUGUGGUUCGCUGUGAACGAAGUGCGACGAGAGGACAGCAUUAAUAGAGAUCAAGUGUAUUGGCGAGGGACGCCUUUGAAUUCUGAUUAUUAUCGGGAAUCUUCCCAAAGCGCGAGAGUCACGCUCUUCUAAGUCAUUGUCGAAGUGAAUUUCGUUCCUCAUAAUCUCGUGAGAUUAUUACUUCCUUGUAUUCCGUUUGAGGAUAAAUAGCAUAUUCUCGCGCUCACGUGUUCAUUGAGUUCGAUUAACUUGUGCGAGAUGAAAGCGCGAUCACUUUGGCGUAAACGUUCGGCGGCCGUGUUAAUAUAAAUUCUCUUCUCAAAACUGUUCUUGUUCUUAGAACUUAUUACGGACUGUUAAGUACUACAGAAACGCGUUCAAGCUUACAAUCCUUGUUGUUCGAAUGAUUCUUGUCAGAAAUGAAUGCCAUGUACGUAGCGUUGCGCGAUUGAAGAAAGUGAAACAUAAUUUUUACUUGCUCCGAAUGGAGUUGUACAGUGCCGUGUGUGUGCCCACGUACAAGUCAGCGUUGAUAGUGUGUUUUAUUUCGAGGGGUUUUGUACCGAGUCUUUCGGUUGGUAAUCCACAUCGUGUAACACAAUUUGGUGAACGCGCAAACGGGCACGCAAACACAUAAGAGAACAUACAGGAGGUUCGUAAUGGUCCCUUUGUAUCCGAGACGUGAAUCUUCGUCCGUCCAUUAGGGACGGCAACGUCUGGCGCUUGAAAUUCACGGAUCGGCCGACCCUUAGUUCAUUGACUCUUCAGUCGGGUUCGGCGAUCAUUGCGGCGCAGGUGUCGCGUAAACGGGGGAUUGACGUAAUCUCAGGAAUAAAAUGAAUACAAAAGAUAUCUCGCCACAAGCAUACACGAUGUCCGUCAUGGUGCUCGGGCUGAUUCAGGCCCGAAAUCUUGCCAUAACACUAAAUGGAAUUAAUUGAGGAAUUGGUAGUCUUGGGCUUCAACUUUUAGGUUCAUAAGAUGACGAGAAUGACUAGCUACUGACAUGUAUGUUCGUGCGAGAGAGUGUGCGUGAGACGUAGACGAGAAGAAUGAAGGGAUGAAAAGGAAAGGGUAAAAAGAAGAGAGGAUGUGGGGAAAUAAUGGAGAAAGGAAAACUCUGUGCUGGCUUUCGUUAGCGUAAUUGGGCGUGUGUGUGCAGCCUUGUGCAAGGAAUUAGAACAUAUUUGACACAAGAUAGGGUUAUAUGGUUUAAUGGCAACGGGGAGUACUUAAGAGGAUACAGGUGACUCUCCGGUACUUGUUUCAAAAAUUGCCGUUGUAUAACGUGAAAUUGCAUUUGCGAAAAGAAUUCAAUAUGCGAAGUUUCAGCAUUCCAUUGAGACGACACCGUUAUACACUCGAGACAUUUUUACGAUGUAUACAUUUGUCAAGAAGUAUUGUGAUACAAGUUUUCUUCGACUUUAAUAUCCCGAAGGUAGGGGGAGGGAUAAAGUUGCGUUGUUUCCGAAAGUUAUAAAUUUGCUAUAACUUUUUGAUGACUGCUAUAAAAGGAAAGUGUUUAAGUAAAAAUUUCUACUUUCGACCAAUUGGAAACUGGUCCAUGUAUAAGCGCUCUGAACUAUUCGUAGUAUGUCAACUUGAGUUCACAUUCGGUUAAAGCUAAUCUAUUGUUACGCUUUCAUUACUCUUACUUAAAUUUUUAUUUGUUUUCAUUUAUUCACAGACAUCUUCUCUUUCAAUGAUUUAAAAAUUAUUAUUCAUUUUCGGCCCCUUGAUAGUAAUAACAAAAUUUAAGACAAGUUUAAAUUUGUCGUUGAGAGUCACCUGUAUAUUGUAAGUUUUCGUGCAAUAUUGGAAAUAUGGUAGUUGGAGGGCGAAAAGUAUUCGGGUCCAUCUUAAUUUUUAUGUUUUUCUUUGGGGUGCUUAGACGUAUCGAUCGACCACUAAUACACGAUUAGUAUUUUGAGUCUGAUCGAAUAUGUUCAGUACUAUUGAUAAGAGUUAUUUAUUACAACAAUCAUUAAAAUUGUUUAUUAUAAAAUGGUCUAAGAGAAUAUAUAUCAAAAUGUAUAUUUAGCUUGUCUUUAUGGAAGAUUAGCUUGAAAGGGCGUUUAGGAUCAAAAUUUACCAAGUCUCAAGUCUAUGAAAUAUACUUUAAGGAUGGCAUUAGAUAUUGUUGCAAAAUUUCCCGAAGAAAUUGUUAUCGAAGUAUAAGUCGGACAUUUUGUAUGUAAAAUAAAAUAUAUACGAAUUCUUCGGAGGCCAGGCAAGUUUUGAUCUUGGUUCGUUUCGUCAAUGGAACCCAUAACGCUCUUCGGCGAAAUGUAAUUU
Mycetomoellerius zeteki is the source of this 6415-nucleotide messenger RNA. Its product is annotated as neuroligin-1. The transcript is spliced from 8 exons. Bases 1035 to 4076 code for a protein of 1013 amino acids. The record is from RefSeq and is a predicted model, not a curated record. Lineage: Eukaryota; Metazoa; Arthropoda; Insecta; Hymenoptera; Formicidae.